UUUUAGCUUCUUCAUUUCUCCUAUAAAUAGGUUCCGCUGCCCAUGAACUCCAUGCGCAAAAACAGUGAGAGAAUUCCAACAUUACCCACUUCACUCUUUCAGUUCCAGAUAACAUGGCAGCCUCCGGCGACGGUGAAUCUCCAACGUUGGAGUCCAAUCCAAAGGCCCAAGAAGCGCAAAACAAGGCAACCGUGGGCCUACUUUACAAGGCGUUGGCGCAUGGACAAACGGAGACCGUGGCGGGGCUCCUUGCAAGCGACCUUGAGUACUGGUUCCACGGGCCUCCACGGUGCCAGCACAUGAUGAGGGUGCUAACCGGCGAGUCGGCCGGCCGCAACGAGUUCGCGUUUGAGCCGAGGAGCGUCACGGCGAUCGGCGAUGACUCUGUGAUUGCGGAGGGCUGGGAAGGCGCGCAAGCUUAUUGGGUGCACGUGUGGAGUGUGAAAGACGGCGUGAUUACGCAGUUCAGGGAGUAUUUUAACACGUGGCUGACGGUGUGGGAUCUGCGGCCAUGGGAGGUUAACGGGCACGUGAGUGACGCGCUUUGGCAGAGCCAGCCUCGGGACCUGUACAGUCGUUCUUUGCCAGGCCUAAUGCUUGCUAUUUAGGAAGAAAAGCCAAUUGUUGUGGCUCUAAUCUUCUUCAAGGCAACGCAUAUUGCAUGAAUGUGUAACAUGUGAUGUGCUAAACAUCUAGAAAAAUGGGAAUUAAGCAAAUUCUGUGAA
Messenger RNA from Alnus glutinosa, 725 nucleotides. RefSeq names its product senescence associated gene 20-like. NCBI's taxonomy places the organism in Eukaryota, Viridiplantae, Streptophyta, Magnoliopsida, Fagales, Betulaceae. Bases 114 to 608 code for a protein of 164 amino acids. The record is from RefSeq and is a predicted model, not a curated record. The transcript has a single exon.